AUGGAGAGCCCAACCAAUAGUUUUUCAGAUAAGGACUCUGAGGAAGAGAGGAUAUAUGAAAGCUUAGACAGUACUGGAGUUUUCAAACGUUUCCUGGAUCAACAGGUCAGACCCUAUAUUGACCUCAUUGACACUCUGAGGACUAUUGGCAUCGACCAAGACCUAUCUCUGCCUUCUAUUGCUGUUGUUGGAGAUCAGAGUUCUGGGAAGAGCUCUGUAUUGGAAGCAUUGUCUGGGGUGGCUUUGCCAAGAGGAAGUGGCAUUGUCACACGCUGUCCCCUUGAGCUUAAACUACGGAAACUGAAAAGAGGGCAAUGGAGAGCAACCAUCUCAUACGGAAGCUUUGAGGAAAGUUUUGAUGACCCAUCUGAGGUUGAGGCUCGUGUUAGGAAAGCCCAGAAUGACCUGGCUGGAGAUGGGGUGGGGAUUUGUGAGGACUUGAUCAGUUUAGAGAUCAUGUCACCUGAUGUGUGUGAUCUUACACUAAUUGAUCUACCUGGCAUAACAAGAGUGCCUGUAAAGGGUCAACCAGAGGACAUUGGAGACCAGAUCAAACGUCUCAUACUGAAAUAUGUUACAAAAUCUGCAACAAUCAUUUUGGUUGUUGUACCCUGUAAUGUUGACAUAGCAACAACAGAGGCACUCAGAAUGGCCCAGGAAGUGGACCCUGACGGAAACAGGACUCUUGCAAUCUUAACCAAACCAGACCUGAUUGACAAAGGAGUAGAAACUGAUGUUUUAAACAUUGUCCAGGGUAAAAUUAUUCCUCUCAGCAAAGGAUACAUCAUUGUGAAAUGCCGCGGUCAAAGUGACAUCAAUGACAAAAUCACUCUGGCUGAGGCUGUGCAGAUCGAGAAAGAAUUCUUCAGUACCCACAGAUACUUUAGCACACUUCUAAAUGAACAAAAAGCCACCACACAUUGCUUGGCAAGACGGCUCACUCAGGACCUUGUUGACCACAUAAAGAAAUCACUGCCACACCUUGCACAGCAAAUUCACGCUAGCUUACUCAAUGUGAAAGGACAACUGAAGGAGUAUAAUGAAGGUCCUCCUACAGACCUUAGGCUAAUGGGACCAUUUCUGAGUCAAAUGAUAAUUGACUUUGGUGAUCAGAUUGAGGAGUUAAGUAGAACCGGGGAGUCGAAACAAAAAAACCUUUAUGCACACAUGCGUCCUGUCUUCAAGCAGUGGGAGAGUUACCUCAGUGCCACCAAACAGUCAUUCAGGGAACAAAUGAAAGAGAUGGUAGAAAAGUAUGACGAGUCGCAUCGUGGUCGAGAAUUGCUAACAUUCAGUGACUAUGGUGCCUUUGAGGGUGCACUGAAAAGUCAUGUGAAGACUCUUGAGAUACCAGCAAUAGACACAAUGAGGCUCAUUAGAGGUAUUGUUCAGAGGGAGUUUAAGAAAGUGUGUGAUGUAUGUUUUGAAGACUACCCUCAACUGCGAUAUAUAGCAUCGAAUAAGAUUGAUGACAUCCAGUCAAAACAAGAAGUUGAAGUGGAGAAGAGAAUUAAGGAAUUCAUUAAAAUGGAGUGUUUAAUGGUCACCCAAGACUCCAUCUUUGUAGACAAACUGAACAACUCAGAAAUUAUAAAAAAGUUGCAUGAGGGUAAGAAAGACUCCAGUUCUGGAGAAUUGGAUACCAGGGGCCUGAUACCCGACAAGCUUGUUAUCUACUACGAUAUUGUUUACCAGCGGCUGGCGGAUUACGUGCCAAUGCUGAUUCAACUGUUCAUGCUCAAAGAGCCAGCUAAAGUCCUACGGAACCAGAUGAUGGAGCUGAGAGGUGGGGCUGAUGUGGUCAAGCUGCUGACUCAGGACUCAGAGAGAGGCCGCAAGAGAGUAGAACUGAUAAGACGUCUGGAUCGUUUGAAACAGGCUCAGGAGAGGAUCAGUCAGGCACUAUACAUAGGGUCAGAGGGAAAAGCAUUAUUCCUAAACCAAUGGGAGGCACAGGUCCGCCCCUACAUAGAGAUGAUUGACUAUCUACGGCGUAUAGGCAUCGAGAAGGAUUUGGCUUUGCCAUCAAUCGCUGUAGUUGGUGACCAGAGUUCUGGAAAGAGCUCAGUUCUGGAAGCACUUUCGGGUGUUGCACUCCCCAGAGGAAGUGGUAUUGUAACCCGCUGUCCGCUUGAGCUGAAAUUGCGCAAGCUCAGCAAAGCGGGGGAAUGGACGGCGGUUAUCUCAUACGGGAAUGUACAAGAGACGUUCCAUGACCCCUCAAAAGUUGAAGGUUUUGUCCGGCGAGCCCAAAAUGAGCUGGCGGGAGACGGGGUAGGGAUCUGUGAUGAACUGAUCAGUUUGGAGAUCACGUCUCCUGAUGUAUGUGAUCUCACACUAAUUGAUCUACCUGGCAUAACCAGAGUACCUGUAAAAGGUCAACCAGAGGACAUUGGAGACCAGAUCAGACAUCUCAUUCUGAAAUUCAUUGAGAAGAGAGAAACUAUCAAUUUGGUUGUGGUUCCCUGCAAUGUGGACAUAGCAACAACAGAAGCUCUGAGAAUGGCGCAGGGAGUGGAUCCUGACGGAUCAAGGACUUUAGCAAUACUGACUAAGCCAGAUUUGGUGGACAAAGGUGCUGAGACAGACAUCUUGCAGAUUAUUGAGGGCAAAGUAGUUCCUCUGAAGAAGGGUUACAUUAUGGUCCGAUGUCGUGGCCAGAGUGACAUAAAUGAGCAAAUUUCAUUAGAAGAGGCCACAAGACUGGAAACAGAGUUCUUCAGGAGCCACAGUCACUUCAGCUAUCUUCUGGAUCAACAGAAAGUGUCAACAAACUGUCUUGCCACCAGGCUGACUAAAGAACUCGUUGAACACAUAAAGUCAUCAUUGCCAAGCCUCACAGAACAGAUUCAGAUACGACUGUCAGCAGUGAAAAUGGAACUGAGAAAUUGUGGCCAGGGUCCGCCCAUGGAGAAAGAGAAGAUGGGCCCCUAUCUAAGCAAAAAAAUGUUGGAGUUCAGUGACCAGAUCAGUGAGCUGUGCAGAACUGGGGAGUCAAGUGACAAGAACAUAUAUUCUCUGCUGAGACUUGUGUUCAAACAGUGGGAGCUGAACCUGAGAGAUUCAAAAGUUGCAUUUAGGACAGCUAUAAAGGAGAUGACAGAAAAAUAUGAUGAGGUGUAUCGUGGGAGAGAGCUGGUGACCUUUAGUGACUACUGUGUAUAUGAAUCUACAAUAAAGAAACAUGUGGAGGAUCUUAAACACCCAGCUUUGCAGACACUUAAGCUGGUUAGAGAUAUUGUGCAGAAGGAGUUUAAGGAUCUGUGUGAGAUCUGUUUUCAAAACUUCCCUCAACUGAGAUACAUAAUCGUGAAUCAGAUUGAUGAAAUUCAGUCAAAGCAAGAGAGCAAGGUGGAGAAGAGGAUCAGAGAGUACAUCAACAUGGAGAAGCUUGUAUAUACCCAGGAUCCCAUCUUCACGCAGAAGAUGGUCGACUUUCAGUUUGUGGAACGGAUUCAGGAGUAUGAGUCAACUGCUUUAGACAAGGGAGAAAAUGCUGCUUCCCCUAAUAACUGCGCAGUUUUCGAUACCAGGAAGCUUACUCCUGAGAAGCUUAUUAUCUAUUACGAGAUUGUGUACCAGCGGCUGGCGGACUUUGUGCCCAUGCUCAUCUUGCUCUUCAUGCUGAAGGAAUCGGCCGGGAUGCUGCGUGCUCAUUCCAUGGACAUGCGGGACGGAGCCGACGCAGUGAAGCUGCUCAUGGAGGACUCAGAGGCAGGCCACAGAAGAACGGAACUCUACCAGCGCCUGGAGCGUCUGCGGCAGGCUCAAGAUAAGAUCAGCAUCAACCUCUGA
Molecule: messenger RNA, 3795 nt
Organism: Chanos chanos (milkfish)
Lineage: Eukaryota; Metazoa; Chordata; Actinopteri; Gonorynchiformes; Chanidae
Exons: 25
Coding region: 1-3795 (1264 amino acids)
Biological process (GO): receptor internalization; defense response to virus; synaptic vesicle budding from presynaptic endocytic zone membrane
Cellular component (GO): synapse; cytoplasm; nucleus
Molecular function (GO): microtubule binding; GTP binding; GTPase activity
Source: RefSeq, a predicted model, not a curated record